Cylas formicarius (sweet potato weevil) is the source of this 6522-nucleotide messenger RNA. Its product is annotated as transcription factor sem-2-like. Gene Ontology annotation, molecular function: DNA-binding transcription factor activity, RNA polymerase II-specific; RNA polymerase II cis-regulatory region sequence-specific DNA binding. Gene Ontology annotation, biological process: regulation of DNA-templated transcription; cell differentiation; anatomical structure morphogenesis. The transcript is spliced from 2 exons. Lineage: Eukaryota; Metazoa; Arthropoda; Insecta; Coleoptera; Brentidae. Bases 605 to 1573 code for a protein of 322 amino acids. The record is from RefSeq and is a predicted model, not a curated record.
CGGUAUGGUGCGGAGCGAUUGUAGUCGACAGUAGCGCGAAGUAGUUUCUCGAGUGCCUGAGCAGUGCGGGAGAGAGUUUACAUUUGGAAAUUUCGCUCGCGUUUCGUCCCGAUAAUUGUUUGCGCCGUCGCGAUAAAAAUCGAGAUUAAUUUUACGCGUAAUUGCGGCCCUUCGAAGGUACUUUUCGCCGAAAACAAGGUAAUAAAAUUCGCGAUUUUCGGGGUUUCGCGUCCGAGCGAACCGAACGGAGACGCGAGCAGGCGAAAAAAAACCAAAACACAAAUUCGAGAUAGAAUCAGCUGUGUGCAAAGCUCGCGCAUGAUUCAACCCCCACCUCGCGGCACCGAUGUGGUGGGGCUAACAGCUGUGAAUAAGAUACAAACUCAAAACAUCCAGCUCAGAGCUGUCAGUUCGGUCGGCGGUUUCGGACGUUGCGACGCAUACGCUAAGUUUAAUCAGGUGCUUGAACGCACUUGAGGUGGACUUAGAAAAUUAUUUUUUUUGACUCACUUGGAAAAAAAUUCGAUCGAGAUAUUUUUGAGUUUCGAUUAUUCGGUUAGUGUGUGGAGUGCGGUUUACGGAUUUCGUUGUCGUUUUUUUGGAUAUGGUACCUCAGCAAGGCAUGGACGCGUCACGAUCAGAAAGUCCCAGCAGCAGCGGCCUGCCUCUAUUCGGCUCGCAGUUGGUUGAUAAAAACUCGUCGACACCCUACUCUGACGCCACUCAGACGAAGAAAAACAACCCGAACCACAUCAAACGUCCGAUGAACGCGUUCAUGGUGUGGUCGCAGAUCGAACGUAGAAAAAUCUGCGAGGUAUCGCCCGAUAUGCACAACGCGGAGAUUUCGAAGAACCUCGGCGUACGCUGGAGGCAACUGAACGACGAGCAACGCAAACCCUUCAUCGACGAAGCCGAUAGGCUUCGCCAGCUGCACCAGAAGGAGUAUCCCGAUUACAAGUAUCGUCCCAGGAAGAAGACGGCCAAACCGACGCCCAAGUCGAGCGGCGCCAAGAAAUCGUCGAAACGCAAUCAGAAAUCAAAACGGAACGACAGAAACAAUAACGAUUCGGUACUUAAGGAUAAGAUAUUCGCCAGGCGUACGUCGGUUCCGGAAUCGGUGGUGUCCAAACUCAAGGUGUCGCUAUCCGCAGACGUGGAAACCAGCCUGGGACACGCGUACGAACCCGUAAGACAAAGCUUGCCGACUCCGACCACCCAAUUGCCCCCGAUUAGUGUUCUUUCCGCUAAAGUACCGUCUAGCCCGAGUUGCGAAACUCCGGAUUCACCGGAGAGCGCCACCAUUUACGAAGACUCGUGGGUUAAUACGUUCGUGAAGGAGGAACCGGAGGACAGACUCACGCACGUACCCAACGCGACACUGGACGAUUUAGACAACAUCGAUCUCUUACCCAUGGACGAUAUCGAUCUGGAAAGGUUGGCCGAUAUCGAUUCCAGCUUCGACACCGCGUCCAACAGUUCCGGCUCGCACCUGGACUUCACCUGCCCGAGAGACAUCCCGAUAUUUUCAAAUAUCGGCAACCAUUGGCCAGACGAGGGGUUCAUGAUGUGUUAAACGGAAACAAUAAGACUGUCGUUUGAACUCUUUUUUCGUAUAUAGGCACAUACAAUCAUUGUUAUUGGUCUAUAUAGACUCGGUAUAGUCCAGUCGGUGUGGCUCCUGUCGAUUCACAUCCCCCAAGUCAGCUCAAUCGGCUACAUCGACUAGUUACUAAUAUUAUAUACAUAUAUAUAUUCUAAUUUAACCCCAAAUAUUGAUCUCAUUUUCGUGUUUAUUUUUUUUUUACAUUUUAUAAACGAAAAAUGAAAGCGCUGUCGCCGUUUAGUUCACCGAAUGUGGGUUCUCCGUCUUAAUUAAAAUCAACCAGUUGUUAGUGCCUAGCUCAGUAUAAUUAUGUCGGACCGGGUAGACCGGCAUUAUAGUUUAAACAGGUUUUAAACUCCGUCGAAUUGCGAUGGGACACAAAAUCAGGCUGUGAUUCAUCUGUUUUGAUGACCAAUAUUUAGUUGUCAAAAAGUCCGUUUAGUCUUUGACAGGUGCUGCCGCUUCUAACGUUGGAGGAUACACGUCACAUUUAUGAUUUUUUGUGCCGGCAACUUUUAAGUUUUCACAGUCUGACGGAAAAAAGUUUGGGCCCUUGUUGUUUUUCCACCUCGCGCGAUAAUGCCGUUUUACUAACGCGGAUUAGUCCGACACAAACGAUUUUUUUUCUUUCUUUCAAAACAACCAGCACCGAAGCUUUUUUAACUCGGACUCUUUAGAAUUUUCGGAGAUUUUUUAAGUUGUUUUCUCGAUCAGAGUGGUACUUAAUUUGUUAAACGUCGGUUGUUGUAGAUGCGGAUGAAAUGGGUACGUACACGCGGUUAUCGUCAUUUUUCGGGUACGCUCGGGAUCGCUCGUACACGCUGGCUAAAAUGUUGAUAGAGAUUUCGCGGAAGGCCGCCGCGUCUGGCAGACCUGUUUGAAAUUUUUCGGUCGCACUGGAAACACUUGUUUGCUAAAGGACCCUUUUCCGAAUUUUGUUGGUCCUUUAAGUCUUAACAAUGGAAGAAAUUGUUAUAUUAAACUUUGAUAUCAAAGUCUAUUCCUUUUUUAAAACCUCCAUAUUAUUGGACGUGUGGAGUUUGUAGGAAAUUUUUUCUGAAACGAAAAAUGCAACUACAACUUUUCAAAGAAUUUACUUGCAAUAUUUCGCUUUCGUACCAUUUCAAGCCACUAAAAUCAAAAUAAAACAUAAGUUCACCGUUCGCGCGUAUAAAACUUUUAAAUGCUCAGGAAUUUGUUUAUCCUGAGUAAGGUUUCUAAAGGGUUUUCCAACUGAAAUGAAUGCAUUUCAGCUCUAAUAUUCACAUAAAAUUUUUCACUGCAAUUUAAUUUAUUAAAACUCAAUAAAAUCUCAUAAAUCUAUUUACUCUGAGCAAAGUAUCUAUAGUCUUUGCUGCAUUUCCUAGAGGCAAUGAUGAUGAUGAUGAUUAAAUUAUUGAAAAGUAGAUUCUUGACGAAUCACAGGACUCACAGGACUCCUCGCAAUACACAGGAAAAUUCUAUAGAAAUUUUACGUUGAAACUUAAGUUUGGUAACUUUGUAUGUAUGUAUAGUUUAUAAAAGGCUUUCGCAACGAAUUUCCUUGCAACACUUGCAAUAAUUCUUGGUAAAUCGCAGUAAACCGCUGUAAAUCAUGGGAAAUCCUCAAUAAAAGGCGGUAAAUCGACGAAGUUCGAUUCGAAUUUGAUGGAAGUGCUCCUAUUUAGGUCGAUUGCGAUACAAUGUACGUCGGGAAGUAAUGACAUUUGAAUCGAAACAACAUCCAAGAAAAAUAGAUCAAUUAAUCCGACCUGAAUGUCCGAUAUGCGGGUCGAAUUGUAAAAAUAACAGCCGAACAUAGCGCGCGCCAUUUUUAUUUCAAACAGGUAUGUUGGAGCGGAUCGCCGCGCGCACACUGUUGUAAAUAAUAAUUUCUUCAUUGUUCCUCUCGCCAAGUUAAAUAAUAAUAAACGACGCUUUCCAUCUUCUUGUAUUACGCUUAAAGGAAACUUAUCUUUCGUUUCGAUUCUCGACGAGGAGAAAGUCAAUGCACAAACUAAAUCUUAAGGAAAAUAGCGUUUUUUAGAAGAAAAAAACGUUUUUAAAAAAUUUAUAAAGUUUUUAGAGUAGAGAGCAACAUCGAUAUUCUUAUAUUUAAACAAAAAAAAAUAAAAGGCGUCUAAUACGAAACGUCAUACGUGUGCUUUCAGUGUAAUAGAAGUUAUCUUUAGCGCAGCACAAAUAACUAUUUUGUGAGACGAUGAACGAUUUUUUGGAGAUCGAACGUGGCGCGUAACUUGCGCAGAAUCGCACAAACCGCUGUUUAGAAUUUGUCGAAAGCCGUGGACUGAAUUCAUCUAGACUUCCACUCCAAUACUGAGAAAAUUUAUCUCGAUCAAUUUGGACACCAACCUGCAACCAAACUACAGGUUUACAAUACGUCCUGGCCUAAAGUGAUGGUUGCUAUGUUAGUGUGACGUACGAUGGCCAUUAUUUCUCGAGCUGUCGAAGUUUACUGUCCAAGCGAACCAUUUAGCUUAUUCAGUUUUUGUGAACGAUUGACCCGAGUUGUUGGUCGCAGUGUACUAUUCGACUAUUGCGUGGUAAAUGUUCGAAUUAGUUUUCAGCACAUUCAUGCACACCCUACAUGUUUGGAGUAAACGAUUUUCCUAUUCCUAAAACAUCUGUCGGAUAUGGAGUUCGUAUCUAAAUGAACGCAUCCAAACGAAAGUCAAAUACGAGGGCUACCUUUUAUAUUUCGGCAUUUGUAAUAAAAAAACUAUAAGCUACCAACCAAUAUGACAUUAUUGUUUCUCAAAAUAUUCAUCCUGAUGAUCAAUACACGUCGAGUCCGGCACCUCCAAAACAUUCUUUUUAAACGCAUCAAUCGCUUCUUCUGGGGUCAAAAAUCGUUGCCCACGUAAUUUAUUCUUAAUGUUGGGAACAAAAAGAAGUCCUUAGGUGCUAAGUCAGGAUUAUAUGGUGAAUGGCUAAUGAAAUCAACGUUUUUAAUGCUCAAAAAGUUGUUUGUUUGCACUGAUCGGUAAGAGCUAGUAUCGUCUUCGACAGUUGGUUUUUCUAAUUUCUCCGAAGACUUUCGGCAAACAAAUGGUUGUGUACGAUUCAGAAUUGACUGUUUUACCUUUCAAAAAAGAAACAAUUGCAACGUGGCCAGGCUACCAUAGCAUUUCCUCCGACCAAUCAACACGAGCCGUUUUUUGAGCUGAUGUCAAAUUGUGCGGUCAAAUGUUUAUGCAAAAUUGUAUGUACGCUGGUCCCAGUAAUGCUCAAUGAUACCUCAGUCUCACGGUAAGUCACAUGACGAUCUUGUAAAAUCAGUUUCCACAUUGCAUCAAUAUUUUCUUGGACAACCACCGAUUUUACACGAAAUUCAUCCUUAAGAAAACUACUAUCACGACUGAAGUCCGAAAACUGCGAUAGUAGCCCUAGAUCGUGUCGAAGUCGAAUUAAGUUCAUCGAUUGAGUUAGUUCACGUCUAAAUUUGUAAAAAAUUGUUACACGAAAAUGCUCCCGAUUAAGUUCCAUUAAGCUACAUUUUUUUAAUUUAUCACAAAAAACACAAAAACUUCCGCCAAAACCUAACUGAGUAAACCUAACCUCAAAAUGUCAAACUUCCCUAUAAAGACGUUAGACGCCAGAUGGCAGGACUGUUUUAAGAAAAACGUAGCCCUCGUAGACCCUGGUUUCAAGACAAGUUGCUUCAAACCUUUUGAUUUCAUCCCAGUUUCCAGGCAGUUGUCGAAAAGUUUUGUUUUAUUCGACACUAGUUCGUGUUUGGUCCGCUUAGUAGAAAACCGGACUUAUAUUUACGAGUGGUAAUUCCGAUAAUUAACGAAUGCACAAAAACUGAAAGACCCACAAAAACUGCGGAUCGUAAAAGUUGACAAUCAGGAAUCGAAAUGGACGAUGGUACGGCAUCACUUCUAUUAUUCUUCUACUUGUACUAUUUUUCGUACUCUUCUUCUUUGGCCUUCGAUGUUUAAAUGGCGUGGCAAAGUCUUCCGGUCUGGAUGUGUUUAGUCUAUCCCACGCGGUCGUGCGUUCUGUGUUUGUUUUCCUCUACGGUUCUAAUUGGAAAUAUUUGUGCUGAUUAAGAAUAUAAUAAUAAAUUUAGAUCGGACUGUCCGUAUAUUUAUAAGAGUUUUCGAAUUUUAAAAUUUUAUGAGGCCUGGUACAGUAUGAAAAUAAGUAGAGUAACAUCGGUGUAUUUUUGUACCCAAUAGUUAUAAAGGUACCGUUCGUUGGCGAAGUCCCUCGAAACUCAAUCCGCUGACUGAUUUAGAUGUAGGAAUUUAGGGUGUGGACGACGACGGGGGCGAAGGGAUUUGGAUUUCGGAUCGCCACCCCCCACCCCCCAACCCCGCGCCGCAGCCCGUUCGGUAUUGUAAUACAAAUUCUUCUCGUGUUUUUCUUCUCGCCACGGUUUUUUUGCGUUCGACUGUCCGUUUCGAGAGCGUGUGUCGCUUGCGCGAACGAACGGCGCCAUUUUUUUUGUACAUAAUCUGUAAAAAUUUGCUCAUAAUGUAAAGAUUGUUUUCGUUGAAGGUGUAUUGUUUAUUAUUAUUAUUAUCAGUCGGUUCCCGAUCAACUGCAAUAAUUUUUCUGGAAUUUCGUCGAAUUUUUUUCUGCGACUGGCGAUUCGACAUUUUCUUAGAUAUUAUAUCCCGUCGAUAUCUAGUCUGAACGGAAGACGAUUAAAAUGUACGAUAAUAAAAAAAAAUGUACGGCGUUAAUUUGUCGCAUUGUUAAUUUUUAUUCUGGUGAACGAAUUAAGAGAUUACGAGUUAGCAAUAUUUUUGCAUAUUACCUUGUUGUAUCAUAGACCUUUGCAUUUGUAAAUCCCCAUGUAUUAUAUUCAUAUUAAACUAUAUUGAAGUUAUGAUAUAGUGUGUAAAUUUUGUAUUGUAGUUGCUGUUGAAUAUAUUACUAUAUGGCUAAUAAACUGAUUUUUCAAUUUA